AUGGAGCUGCCUUUGAGGAUAUUGCUGGUAUCAUCGCUGCUAUUUGAGGCGCUCCACCUCAAGUGGUCGGAAGUGGAUUGGUCGCGCAGUGCGCAAAGAACCGAUGCUUCUGAAGGGGCGGAGGAGCGUGUGGAUACCAGUUUCGCCGGCCUCACUGUGAAGCUGGUUCGAAGGGCGGACAACCUGGCGAGGAUUUACUUCGAAGGAGCCGGUCGAGUCAAGGGCCGAUCCUACAUGUUGAUGCUGAUGUGCCACAGCCUUUUCGGCCAGUAUCUCAGCCUGGUCAAUUUCGACUACAUGAGCCGGUUCUUCGAUUUUUACCAGCACCCCAGCCAAGCCGUCUUCGUGGCAUUGAUGAGCAACUGGCUUGUUCUGUACGGAAGCAUGUGCCUGACAGCGGUGUACUCUCAGUAUAUUGAGAGCAUGCUCUUCAUCCACUGGAAAGACCACAUGACCCGAUACUUCGAGAGGAUUUGGGUGCCGCACAGCUACGGCUUCAAGAUGAAAGAUGACAGCCGAGUGGAUAACCCCGACCAGCGAAUCCAGGAGGACAUUGGCAGCUUUGUGCCUUCCACAUACGACUUGACCAUGGGAGUUAUGGAUGCCACUUUGCAGCUGAGCAUUUACAGCAUCAUGCUCAUCCAGGUCCAGCCGAAAUCAGCAUUUCCUGGGCUUCUGUUUGGAAUUGCCAUCAUUUACACACUCAUCGGCUCUGUAGCCGUGCACUGGAUCGGUCGAGACCUUGCGUUCCUAUCUUGGCAAGGGGAGCGAUACGGAGGCCAUUUCCGGGCAGAGCUCCGGCGCGUGCAUGACCAGAGUGAGACGGUGGCCGCCCUCCGAUCUCAUGAGGCUGAACUUCAGCGGCUGGAGCAACGCUUCGAAGCCUUGAAGUGGAAUAAGUGGCAGGGCAUGAUCCUGAAGAAGCGUCUCGGAUGGUUCGAUCGGAUCUACGACCCGUUCAAAUCUGUCCUGUUUGUUUGCGUCCUGAUGCCGUUCUUCAUCAAGGGAGAGGUGUCUCUAGGCACUGUGAAGCAGUGCGAGAUGGCUUUGUCGCGUAUUACUGCUUCCCUCGGUUUCUUCAUCCACGAGUACAAGCACCUGGCUUCCUACAGAGCUCAAGUGGAUCGUUUGUACAACUUUCGCUGCUGUGGUCUUGCAUUCAUGCAGGAGAAGGCGGGCACGUCUUCCGACACUCCAGGUGGGAGGCGUGGCGGAAAUAGAGUCAUGGACUCAGGUGCGGCAUUGACCACGAGUUCGUUGGCAUGUGGGACUGGGGGUUCCAAGGCUUCCGAAGAAGAGCUCGAUUUGGAGGUGCCGUUUUACUUUGUCUCCACUUGGUUCACAGUCAGGGAUGGCGGGCACAUGUCUUCUGGAAGUCACCAAGUUUCAUUUGCAAAGACGGAGUGGGAUUGCGGGAGGUGGAUGCAUCACUUCGACAGCACCUCUCCACUGGCGAAGCUGUCCCGGCUCCGCAAGCACCGUUCUGGAGCUCAGAAGAGCGCGGGUCAGUUUGCCCUCGGGAGAAGUGUUGAUGGACAGCCCUUCGAAGACGAAGACGAUCCCAAAUUCUUUCACACGAAGGUGACGAAAGGUACCAGCGUGCUCCUUUGCGGUGGCGAGGGGUCGGGCAAGUCAACCUUCCUGCGGGCGCUGGCAGGAAUCUGGCCUUUCACUUCGGCCGAGGAGGCGUCGGCGCCUCUGACUUCAAGCGAUUGCUUCUUAAUUCCGCAGAAGCCGAGGCUGCCCAUGCCAAUCACACUCCGGCAAGCGCUGGUGUUCCCAGAAAUUUCAGACUCCUUCUCCGAUGCAGAAAUCGCCACCGUCCUAAACAAAGUAAAGCUUGCUGAGCUGCUCGCAUUGGGCCUUGACGAGCCCAUGGAUGUCAACGCAGUUCUCUCCGGAGGUCAGUUCCAGAAGCUGAUGGUAGCGCACUGCUUGCUUGUCAAGCCGGCGUUCAUUUUGCUCGACGAGUCAAUGGCGCAUCUCUCACAGCAGAGUCAACACCACCUGUAUGGCUUGCUUAUCGACGAGCUCAUCGGACCUGGACGUUGUGGACUGGUCAGCACAUGCCAUAACCCGCAGGACCUCGGGAGAUAUCAUCAAGUGCAUUAUCGGAUCAGCCGCAAGGUUCGAGAGAGGUGCGACAGCACUGGCAGCACCGGAUCUGCGCUUUGCACACGCAAACUGGAGUUGGUGGAGCCAGGUCGGUCUCCUUGGUGGCAGUACCUGACUCGAAGCCAAACUUUGCCAGCCGAAGCUUGUCCUGAACUGCUCAAUCACAAGCUCCCGACUCCUAAUUGA
This is a messenger RNA of Symbiodinium sp. CCMP2592, 2301 nucleotides long. The record is from the annotation of a GenBank genome assembly. NCBI's taxonomy places the organism in Eukaryota, Dinophyceae, Suessiales, Symbiodiniaceae.